AUUUAUAUCACUUCUCCUCAUUUACUAUUUGUGCAAAAAUAGUUUAGAAGGGAAACAAAAUGAUUGUUGGGUUGGUUAGUUGUGAUAGUCAGACUGGUAGACAAAUAAGAUUUUGUGAAGGCAUAACAUUCACUGGAAUCAUAAGAGUAUGCCACAAUGAAAUUCAUUGUGAAGAAGAAGUAGACGAAUCGAAAUUUUGACUUGCUCUGUCAUUUUUUUGUCUAAAGACAAGCAAAAUGUUUUAUAAUAUCCUACUGACCUGAAAUCGACUCUGCGGGUGUACUACAAAGUCUUUGUGUGUUUUCGCGCGUAUGUACAAUUGUGUCAUUUAUAGCCCUAACUACCUGCCUGUCGUCUUCAAAAAAAAAAAAACAUUUUUAUUCUCUAAUUGUUGAAAGACAACAGAAAUCUUAAACGUUUGCUAGUUGGGACAGUUAAUUUUCUCUUACGGAUGGAAUGUUAUUUAGUUAUUAUUUAAACUUUAUGUGUAACGUGGUAGCUAAAUUCAGAUGAACACACGCACAUACUACUAUUAGUACUAUAUAUUAGUAUUAUUAAUCUUACUUCCCAAAUCAGAAACACAUUAAAUACAAAAAGGGACAAUUCAAAAACGGAGUACUAUAUACACUGUUCAAAACGUUCAAUAUUAAAUGUUUUUAAGUAUGAAUCAUUCUUAAAUGUGAAUCAGAAAAGGAAUUAAUCAACUGCUUUAAACAAUCCCUUUUCUCUAAUCUACAGGAAAUCGCUGACCUUAUCAAUGAUCUCAUUUAACAACGGGAAAUAAAAAGAAAAAUCGAUAACGAAAUGAUGCAGUUAUCCGUGUGGGUUGAUUUUUAUCGACACAUAAGUACAUCAUCUAUUUUAACACUCCUUUUGACAAUUCAUAUUCAUCAAAAGACUUCCCCUCAACUCAUUAAUGCUCAAACUUCCCGUGUUAUCCGUAUCAAAGAGAAUACACCAGCAGGAACUGUUAUCAUUCCAGAUGUGAUAAAUUUUUUAUACAGUCGAAGUUAUUCUCCAACAGAUGCUUAUGAUAUAGAAAAAGGCAAAAAGACUGAUCAUCUCCUGGCUAUUGGUAAUUCAGUAAUGCAAGGUGCAAAUUGGUUUGCUAUCGAUGAGGUAAAAAAGAGUUUGUACAUUAAAAUACCACCAGACAGAGAUGCAUUAUGUCCAAGUGAACAGAAACUACCUGAAACUGCUGUGUCUAUAGCUCAUGGUGGUAUUGAAUUCCCUGAGUAUAAUCUUAAUCCAGGUGCAAAGUACAACCUACAGUUAACUAGUAAUAAUGUAGAUAAUAAUGAUUGUAUUAUAAAGCUGUCAAUUAUCCAUGGAUCAUCAUCAAAUCCUUCAUUUGAUAUGCUUACAAUAAUUAUAGAAGAUAUCAACGAUCAUGCACCAACUUUCAAAGAUAUUCAAAAUAACAUGGAUACAAAAACGAAUGAAUUUGUAAUUAGUGUAUUAGAAACACCAAGGUUAGCGGAUAAGAAAGAUGAUGGAGGAAUAAAGCACCGGAUAGACCAUAAACCGAUAAGAAUCCUUCUUCCAACGGCUACAGAUCCUGAUCAAGGUGUAAAUAGUGUGAAAGGUUAUCGUCUAGAAGGCGAAGAUGCUUUCCUCUUUCGACUUGAAGUUGGUCCCUCGAUUGACAAUGAUUUAAAUCAUCGAAUGCACAAAGAAUUUCAACAAGUUGGUCUUUUUCAAGAUCAUAAAACUAAUCGAUUAUGGUUAGUACCAGUUGGAAGCGGUGGGGCAACAGGAGUUGCAGGUGGAGUUGGUGGAACAAUUGGAGGAAGUGAUUCUUUGAAUAUUGGUGAAUUAGAUAAGGAGCAUCGUGGCGAAUAUCACCUCGUGCUAGUAGCUUAUGAUGGUGGCUCACCGUCAAGAAUCGGUAAACUCCCGAUCAAGUUGAUUGUUGAAGAUGUUAACGAUCAUGCACCAGAGUUUAAUCAAGAAUUCUAUACUGGAAGAAUGUCAGAAAAUGAUCCUGGUGGUCAUGUGAUCUUUGAAUUCUCUGCAAGAGAUAGAGAUAAUACUAAAGAGCAUGGGAUAGUGAAAUUUCGUAUACCAGGUCAAAAUGAACCGAGUCAAGGUCAAGGACAAUAUGAAAAUAAUGUGAAUACUGGUCAGAGGGAGAGAAUCAGUCUUUCAGAAAGUCAACUAAUCGCUGCAGAACUAUUUGCCAUUGAAUAUGCUUUUGAAAAGUCCAGUGAUGUAAUCAGCAAUCAAGAAAACUAUCAGAAUAGUACUACUUAUGGUCGAUUAAUUGUUAAAAGACAAUCUAAGGAGAAAAUUCAAGCAGCCGCUUCUAAGGCUAUUGCUAUUGCUCGACAAAAUCAAAUUUCUGGAUCUUCAAAAUUAUCAUCGAAUUUUGCACUUCAACAAGCACAUAUUACUGAAUUAUCAUCGAGUAGUGAUCAAUUGCACUUUUUCAUAGAAGCCUAUGACAAUGCUCCAAUACCCUUGAUAACAAAAGUACCUGUGAUUAUUCUUAUUACAGAUGUGAAUGAUCAUCCACCACAGAUUUUUAUCUCUUAUCUAAGACCUACACGUCCAUUAACUCAGGUAAAUUUAUAUAAUAAUGAUAGACGACAAAUGUGGGGUAAAAUUACAGAGAAUCUGGAUAGAGCAAUGAUAGCUCAGGUUACUGUCACAGAUAAAGACGCUACAUUUACUAACACAGAUGUUGUCUGUAAAACAAAUGAUAGUCGUUUCUCACUUGAAGAGAUAACCAAUGGUAUAGAUCGACCAGAAGAUCUUUCCUCCUAUUGGGGUAGAAAUGUUUUAUAUGGUACUAAUAAUCUUGAUCCUAAAUCUCAUCAACUAGACUGGCAUGCAACAAGUAAACCGUUGACAAAAAUGUAUAAACUCAUGUCUGUAUCUUCACUGGACAGGGAAUUCAAUGAUGUACAACCGUCUUUCAUAAAAUUUUCAAUUAUUUGUAUAGAUAAUCAGCAUAAUGAACUGCCUGGAGGUUCGUUGACAUCACAGGCAGAUGUUUUUCUUGAAAUUGAAGAUGCAAAUGACAAUCCUCCUGUGUUUGAUCACGGUGAGUACACAUUCCAUCUACCGGAAAAUCAUCCUAAAGUCAAGUCAGAACAUAAUAUAAAUCUUUCAGAAAAUGAACGAUAUUCAAUUGGUGCUGUCCAUGCUAAAGACAAAGAUGAAGGUAUCCAUGGAAAUAUUGAAUAUAAGUUGAUUUCCAAUCCAAGUGGUUCAAUACAAAUAGAUGAAUUCAGCGGGAUGCUUUAUGCUAUCCAACCAUUUGAUCGUGAAGUGAUGAGUGAACUCAUCUUUCAAGUGGUAGCAAUCGAUUGUGUCCACCAGAAUGGGAGUAGUUCUAAUGAACAAUGUGAUCCAUCUAUGCGGUUGACAGGCACUGCCAACGUUCGUGUAAUUAUUGAUGAUUUAAAUGAUUCUCCGCCUAUUUUUCAAGAAGGUAAUUAUCAUUUUGAGGUUGAAGAAGGCGUAGAUUUAGUCAAGGUGGGUCAAGUUUGGGCUGUCGACGCGGAUCAAGAUGAAGCAGCACGUAUCUCGUAUCGAUUAGCUGUUGGGAUGAAUAAUCGUUUCAAAGAGUCGACACCAGUAGAAGGGAAUUAUGUUGAACAAGGUGUUAAACCGUCAACUAAUCAAAAUCUUUAUGAUGAAGCGCUUGAAAUUACAACCCACUUUCAAAUUGAUCCUAGAAGUGGAUUGAUUCAUUUAAAGGGGAGGUUAGAUCGUGAAAGACGUGCGCAUUAUGAAUUUGUUGUAUUGGCAGUAGACAAUCCUAGAGCGAUUCCGACGAAAUUGGCUGGAAAUAGCAGACAUAUAAGCAGUGAAGUUAUUCAGUUUACAUCUACAGUAACUGUUUUGAUCACUGUACUAGAUCAUAAUGACAAUGCUCCAAGGAUACUUAGUCCAUUGAAUCAUGUGGAAUUUAUGUUAAGUCCAGAUCAGUUGAUUGCUGGCAACACAAUAUUCACCAUCCGUGCUACAGAUCCAGAUCUAGGUGAAAAUGGUACUAUAGAAUAUAAACUACUUCACGUAGAAGAUGAUCUUGGUUCAUGGAAUUCUGGUGAAACGUCUCAGAGGACUGUUCAAGGAAAUCAUAAUCAUCAAAAUAUAACUGAACCCAGCGUACAGUAUGCGCAUAAAACAUCAGAUCCAAAAGAAAUUAGUGAUAUUUAUCCAUUUGCUGUGGAUAGAACUGCAGGGAUUUGUUACCUCAGAGAAAAUCUACCACCGUUAAAUGUUGAUGGACCUAGAGCGUAUAUGCUUCGCAUACUGGCCUAUGAUUUAGGGCGACCAGAAAGUUUAAAUACAACAUUAAUAGUUCGUGUAGUUCGUCAAAUAGCUUCCAGUGGAGAUGUUGCAAAUGGUGUGUUAUAUUCAAAUAGAAUGAUUACAAAAGAAUAUCGGCAGAUUGGAAGGUUGGAAUCUCAGCAUAAUUUAUUAUCGUCAAAUGGACAUAGUUCAGGUGUAGAUGUGAAAGCUGGUACAUGGACAUCCUCAGGACAGGCUAGAAUAUCCGAUAGGACAAUGGUUGUCAUCUUAUCCAGUGUCUUUGUUCUUCUGCUACUAACAACUAUAGUUCUUUUGUUGUUAGUUCGUUAUAGACGCUUAUUAAUAAGAAAUAUUCCAUUAGAACAAAGUUUAGCCUGUGAUGGACCUGAUUCAAAAGCGAAUGAAGGUUUUGCUGCAGGUAAACCAUUGAGUCCAAGUCAAAAUAAUCUGAAUGGUUUUAGUGGAUUUUUCGGUGAAGUUGUUACUGCUCCAUGGGUUCGUGGAUCGACAUCGCCAAUCGCUUGUCCAACACCUUAUAACUAUCCAACUAUAUACAAUACAGGUGUUAGUCGGUCAAGAGGAUGUAUCAUCAAUCCAAAUGCCUGUUGGUCACCUACAACAACCUUGUGUAAAUCCCCUGUUUCUAAUACAGAGAAUCAGCGGAAAUUUAUGCAAACGCCUACAUCAAUGUGUCAUACAUCUCCAACGCAUACAUUCAGAUUAUUACCAACAUUCACUGGUGGAGUAAAUAGUAGUAAUGGGAACAGUGGUAACAAUGAAGCGGGUCGACUAUUUGAUUCAUCCAUUUCUGGUGGGAAUUCUACAUUUUCUGGUCUACCCGGUGGUUUUAUUCUACAGAACUACAGUCUCCGUGAUGAUGCUGACGAUGGCGAUGAUAUUGAUGGAGAAGACGGAGAAGGUGGAGCAGGGAAUAAUCGAACAUUUCAAGAUAUAACAACAAAUAAUCAAAUUACUACUACUACUAUGAAAAAUCGUUUACAGAAUAGUACAGAGAAAAGAGAUCUACAGAAUCCUAUGUCAGAACAGAUAUUUUCAAAAUCCCUGGCUAAUAAUCUUCAUUGUCAAAAUAAACUAUGCGAAACAAGUGAAAUGACUCAAUCAUUUUCCUCGUUGAAACGAACAGCUAUCAGUCUCGAAGAACUUAAUGACUACAAAGAUGAAACAAACUCCCGAAAUUACAGUCGUCUAGUCCGUUUCCAAUUGACACAAGAUGAAAUCGAAGCCAAUAAUGAUCCUGUCAACUGUGUACACUUACCGAAUAGAAGUGAAUAUCAAACGCUGACAUCAUUCCAUCGUGAUGAAGAGAAAUACUCGCCUAAUCCAAACACUUCACUAUCUUCGAGUUGGAUUAAGCAUAAUCAAACGGAAGAGGAAUCGAGUCAAGCCUUUUCAAAUCCAUACGAUCAAUUAAAUUGUAAAGUUCGUUUUAAACCAUUUAAAACUAAUGGUAACAAUAAUAAUAGUACUUUUAAAAAUAUUCAUACUACUAAUAAUGGUUGUAAUAAUAAUACUACUACUAAUAACAAUAAUAACAGUAGUCUAUUUCAAGACUUUUUCCAACUUCAACCCCUAACAUCAAAUCAACACCCAGAAGGCAAUAAUAAUAAUAAUAAUAAAACAGGGUCGUCUGAGAACACGUCAAAGUCGGAUGACUUUUACCUGUCAAAUGACAUCCACAGAAGUGAUAAUGACUUUUUCCAGAUCAAUAAAACGGUAACAAAGCUGAGCAAACUUAAUCCUGUCUCGGAUUGUUCCACAGUUGAUUGUAUGCAUAAUAUGAUAAAUUGUAAUCGUAAUCACAAUGAUCAUAAUAAUAAUAAUAGUAAUAAUAAAAACUCGAAUAGCGGUAAUAAUAAAUCACCGAGUAAGUCAUCCGAAGAUAAAAAACUACUCAAAUCAACACGUCAACCAAAAGUGGUCACUUUAAUUUCACCGAAAAAAGAGCCCACCAUUAUUAUGAAUGAAACACAAUGUCUGUUUACAGAUAAAGGCAAUGGUAUUGUGAAUAAAUCUUUAAAUACAGAGGGAAGUUUUGUUUAAAUUAACAACCGCCGAAGAUGAUGAUUCAAUGUGUUCAAUACAUACAUGUUAGGUUCCACAAUAUUUUUAUUUUAAUUUGAAAUAUGAACAUAAGAAAUUAUUCGACUUUUUAUUGAUUGAAAUGAUGUAUUUAUUCUACGUUUCCAUAGAAAUAUGGAUAACAAAUAUACAUAUAUGUGUCAUAAGACGAUACACACAGAUGAGUUAAACAAAUUCAAAAAUAGAUUAUUUAACACAUGAUUUCAUUUUUUUUCUUUUCUGAUUAUUUCAUUGCUAAUUUUGUUUUUUUUCCUUCUAAAAAUGAUUUUCUCCCGCUCUCCCUAAGCUAAAACAAAGUAUGAAUCUUGUGUAAUAUUGAACAUUGAAUCAAUUGAUUUCCUCUUCAACAUUCACCUUCUUAUCUAUAAAGCUUGUUUUAAUUUGCUUCCGGACGCAUAAAUUCAAAUAUUUGGCGCGAAAUACCUGUUUAAAAAACAGACAUAUAAAAUAAAGUCUAAACAAAGAAUAUAUCUGUAUAUUUUUUAACAAAUAAAUAUAAUAAACUAACUGAAUCUUGAUCACAGUUCGUAUGAAUAACUGAAAUAUUAUUGUAAAUAGUUGGGAAAUACAUUUACAUUUGGUUAAAAGGAAUUUAUUUAUUUAUUUAAUUGGAGUUGUAACUUAUGUCUAACGAAGCGAGAAGGCGUUUUGUAGAUGCUUGUUAAAUAAAAGGAUUCUGUGAGUACG
Molecule: messenger RNA, 7050 nt
Organism: Trichobilharzia regenti
Lineage: Eukaryota; Metazoa; Platyhelminthes; Trematoda; Strigeidida; Schistosomatidae
Source: the annotation of a GenBank genome assembly